Molecule: messenger RNA, 1092 nt
Organism: Vanrija pseudolonga
Lineage: Eukaryota; Fungi; Basidiomycota; Tremellomycetes; Trichosporonales; Trichosporonaceae
Exons: 7
Coding region: 1-1092 (363 amino acids)
Source: RefSeq, a predicted model, not a curated record
AUGGCAUACAAGGAGGCUCUCAACCGGCAAGCACACCCCCACUCGCGCGAGCUUCCAGCCUUCAACGACGCCGGCAUGCUCAUGACGCGGUAUCACAGCGAGACCAUUGAGGCGUGGUACUGGAUCUACGUGAACAACAGCCGCGGCCUCCUUCGCCUCGCAGGUGCCCGCCCGCCCGAACCCCCGGUCUACGUGCUCUUCCUGUUCGCGUGGAACGAGCACCGGUGCGUACAGCACAACGAGCAAGUCACCACCGAGUGGCUCACCAGCCCCGUGCCUACCAUCGGGCGGUGGCGCACCGUCCCGUUCGCCGGGUGGCCGCAGCUCCUCAUGCUCGCGCAUGCGUGGCACUCGUGCGCUGACAAGGCCGCGUUCUGGAAGAAAUACAUCAUCACGGAUGGCGCGUUCUCCAUCUGGAUGCCCCGCUCCUUUGCGGAGGAGGAGGCCCUCAAGCGCAGACCUAUCGACAAGAAGGAGGAGGCCAAGCUAUCGGACCUCGAGCUGGAGGAGCGGAAGCCCCGGCCAUACAAACUCAGCGACGUGCUUCCCGCCUUCGACCGCCAGGGCAACCUCUCAACUCUUGACAAGUGGGACAAGGUCCAAGCGCGCAUCUGGUGGUACCCUGGACCAUUGGGGAACUGGGAGCCCCACACCUGGGUCACGAUUUACACCGACUCGAGCGAAGAGUACUGUCUCUUGCAGAACCUUUCGAAGGAGCUUCGAGACGCCAACAACAACCACAACGACCCGCCAGACGUUCACCAAGGGACGCAUCUAUACGGGAAUGGGUUCCAAUACCAACCUAUCGAUUCCGACGAAGAGAAGGCGGCCAAAGACAAGGCGGCCAAAGACAAGGCGGCCAAAGACAAGGUGGCCAAAGACAAGAAGGCCAAAGAAAAGAAGGCCAAAGACAAGAAGUCCAAAGACACGAAGGCCAAAGACAAGAAGGACGACGACAAGAAGGACGACGACACGAAGAACAAACCCGCCGAGCCGCCAGGACCGCGAUACUCUACGCGGACCAACAAUGAGGCCGACUACGUCCAGCCAAAGAUGGAAGAUGGCUUCGUGCAGGUCCCGUUUGAGAGCUGA